Blepharisma stoltei is the source of this 975-nucleotide messenger RNA. The record is from the annotation of a GenBank genome assembly. NCBI's taxonomy places the organism in Eukaryota, Ciliophora, Heterotrichea, Heterotrichida, Blepharismidae.
AUGUCAGAGGCUAACAAAAAAAUUAAGAGAAAUUCUUUAAUUUAUCCUUUAUUUCCCAUAGCAUCCCCAUCACCACAAAAGCUUAUCAGCCCAAAAUCUUUAAAAAAACUGAUAAAACCGCUUCAUAAGCGAGCACAAUCAGAUAUAGUCAAUCCCUAUCUAGACCAUCGAGAUCUUAUUAACUUAAAAGCUUCCACAAAACUAUCACGACAAAAUAUCCAGGAAACCAAAAAUUCGCCACAAAUCCCAAAAAAAUCAAAAUUAUCCUCAAUUAUUCAACCAAAAAUUAUUUCAAAGCCCAACUUAAUUAUAAAAAAAUCUGAAAAAAUGCCUAACCCUGAUAUUAUGCUGACUGAGCUACAAGGUGAACCUGUAUUUAAAGCCCCAAAGCGGUUUUCUAACCAAUUUUUUACUGAUGUUUAUGACAUUGAUGGAAAUCACGACAGAAUUGAAGUAGAAGACUCUAUGGAGUUAUUCAGUGAGCUUGAAUCAAAUAAAAUUAUGCUAGAUCCCUGCACAACUUUUUAUAUUUCUGAUCUUGAAAAGGAAGCAUCGCCUACAAAAAAAUCAAUAAAAGUGCAAGAUAGCAGUUACAUAGAAAAAUCAAGAGAAAUCCCUGAUGAUUCAGUAAAAAAACUUUCAGUUGGACAAGAAUUCUUUUGCAAACUUAAUAAAAUGCUGAAUGAGCAGGACCAAGAUUAUCAAAGUGAAGAAACGGCUCCAUGUCAAAUGACUAUGGAUUUUUGAUAUUGUACAUUUCAUCUAAAUGCAUUUGGUCGAAAAUUUUUUGAUAGUCCGACGUUUGGCCGAAAAAUUAACGUUUUUUUCUGGUCAAAUGUCUCACUAUCAAAAAUUUUUCUACCAUUUUUCGGCCAAAAAUUUUCGGUGUGAAAUGGGCGUUAUCAAAAAGGCAGUGCCAUUUGGCCUGCACCCGAAGAAACAACCAGCAUAAGUGGUGGAAAAUCAAGGGUGUAG